Messenger RNA from Dendroctonus ponderosae (mountain pine beetle), 3282 nucleotides. RefSeq lists its product as uncharacterized. The transcript has 4 exons. The coding region runs from base 307 to 1470 and encodes 387 amino acids. The record is from RefSeq and is a predicted model, not a curated record. Lineage: Eukaryota; Metazoa; Arthropoda; Insecta; Coleoptera; Curculionidae.
UGUUAAUCAAUUCACGGCAAGAGUACCGGUUGACCAGCUUGCAAUGUAUCGUCUUCGGUUGUACUUUCAUUUAAGAGUUUUUAAUCCUGAUUAGUCGGACCAUCCGCAAUUGGUUUGAUUCCGCGAGUAUUAGUAGAAGACGUGCAUCGACUACAGAACCAUCUUCGCACUUAAUGCGUUUGUGUUGUUAAUGACAUUGAACUUGUGUUAUAAGUAAAUUUUUCGUAUCGCUGUGCUGACUUUAUGAGUGAGUGGUAUAUUUGUUUCUGAAGAUUGUUGAAGACUGUUGAUCCACAUAGUUCUACGAUGAACAGAAUGUUUCGAUGUAUGACAGUAAUAUUGAUCUUCAUUUUAUGCAGAGCACAUGGUCAGGAGCUAACUAGCAUCUCUGUAAGGAACCCCAUUAGACAGUAUGGAUCAGUAAAACUCUUCAAAAAAACCACGGGAUAUCCAAAAAUUUUAAAUUCGAGAACACCAGCAAAUGCUAUACAAAGCAAUCCCUAUUUUAUCAACCCCUAUAUCAACUGCGAUAAUUUAAAUCAGUACACCGCUGGCAAAAGUAAAUCUUGUGUAUUCGCCAGCGAGAAACAGAUUCAGCCUUUAGAGUCUGUGCAAGAGGCAUUCAAUGAUUUUGGUGGACUGGCCGGGCCUCAAAACUCAUUUGAAUUAGACAAAUUUAAAAGUGAGGGUUAUAUUGGAGAUAAAGAAAUUCAUAUAUUGCAUUUACCCAAGAACAAACCUCAUGACUUUGACGAUAUAAAGUUGCAUUUAUCCCUGCUGAACGCGCAUUCAACUCCAGAUGUUCCUGAAAUCGACUUGGACCUCAACAAGCACUUCGGAAACUUUGAGGUGAACUUUGCAAGUAUCCAACCACCAAAGCUGGAUGCAUCGUUUCUUCCGACCCCUACAACAUUUGGUAUCACUGAUAGAAGACGACCGCCAAUUCAGUAUCAUCUAGAUUCCCAGUUUCCUUUAAAUGUUGUUCAGCAUCAUCACGAAGAAUCUGAAGACAUUUUAGAGAUUCCGCAUAUUGAGAAGCACCCUCUAGAAGACGAUUCUAGUAAGUCGAGUUACAAUACCCCCGGAGCUCUCAACUCAUAUGGAGAUCCUAUCUGGCCUUCUGCGCCAACCACAUUAAAUUCAGACUCUUCAUUCAACCCAAAAAUGUCUGUUCACGUGAACCUAGCGCAAUAUGUUCCGCAGUACUCAGAGGAUACUAAUCCAAGUUACAACUCACCCAAUGCAGUUGAUUCUUAUGGCAAUCUAGUUAAUAGUCCGGGGCAAUUGGGAUUCAAUGAAAAUCAAUUUUUCAAACCAGAAGAUUAUUUCAAUCAGAUCAACAUCAUUAAUGACGCUCAUAGGAGAAGAAGACAGGAAGCCAAAAGAUCAUCAGGUGAAAGUGGAAAAGCUUCUGCCGCCCAUGUUCAAAUGGAACGGGAAACUAGACACCGUAAUCAUAAAUACACAUAAGGAAACUUGCUGAUAUGUUGGCGCAUAAAUGGGAGAAGAAAUUCUUCGGAAGAACUAAAUAAUGUGUUAAGUCAUGCUGUAAGCUUUGUGGCUAAAAUUGCUAGCAUCUAAACCACCAAAGCAGACCAAUGCCCGACUUUUAUUUUAAAGUAGGUUUGGUAGGCCGGACAUUAGACUGAAAUCACAUGGAAAUAUAGGCUCCAAUAGAAUAAAUACUAUUUAUAUUACAUAUUAUUAUUUAUCCAACAAUUUGCAGUAAAACUUUUUUAUUUACUUAAGAAUAAGCAUGGCCAAGGAAAUUAAUUGGAAGAGUUUGGACCCUAAUUAUCACUAUCUUUUCUAAUAGUGAAAUCGUUUUUAUUAGAUCUUUCUAAUACUGUUUCGUAGUUGAUCCUCACUUUCAAAAAUUAAUUUAAUAAGAAGUAAAAUAUUUUUGAACGUCUUUAUUACUAAUUUUUUGGUUAAACUGAAAUUAAGUCGGCAGCAGUGAUCACUACUUGCGAAUGUGGAAAUUGAAAUAUUUCCCAGACAAUUUGUUUUCAGGAAAACUUGCUUGAUUGUAAUGUGUAGACGUAACAUUUGAAAAUAUUGAUAUUCGUUAUUUAUUUAAAUAUUAUAUUUAGUUUUUAAUGGAACAUAGUGUAAAUUAUCGGACAGUUCUAAGCACAUAUUAACACCGUUUUGAUAUACAUAAAUAAGAAACUAAGACGGUGUGAUGAAUGUUAGUAAGUAAUUUAGUAUUUGCAAUAGUUUGGAAGGAAAUGGGCUCUGAAUAUUGACAAAUCUCAAACUUGCAUAUAAUUCCACUCUAUACCCUGCAACUCGGUCAGUUAUCAACAAUUUUCAGCAAUUCAAAAACUCUUAAAAAGCCCAUAGACUUGGCGUAAAAGUUGUUUUAUUUUGUCACCGUUUCAGAGCCAGGAGAGUAAAUUUGCAAAAACCUGAAGCGCUGGUGAUUUCAGGAAGCACGAUCUUUCGCUAGAAGUUUGGCGGCGCGCCAUGAUUUUUUUAAUGUAUUUUUACUAGCAACCCAUUGAUUAAACAUUUUUUUAAAACCGCAAAUGUUUAUAAAAUAUUAAAAUUUUGGUAAUUACUAAAUGCAUUUCACUUGUGAGAGCAACAUGAAUGUAAUGUUUUAUACUGUUGUUUUCCUUUUUUAUUUAUAUUUUUAUUUGUUAUUCGCUUUGUACAUAAAAUGUAUUGCAGAUUUUCUUUGGCAAUAAAACGUUUUUUGAAUUUGAUUUUUUGGUUGUGAUAAAACUGACCCUAAAUAACCAUACAGUUUUUAAUUUGUCAAUUUUAUAUAAGUCUGCAAAUUGUUUCGAGUCUAGGGCUUCCUUUAAAAAUAAUAAAGUUAUGUAGGUGUGAUAUUUAAAAUAAUAUCAGAAAAAAGUAAACCCAUCUUUUGGCUGGCAAAAACAAAACUGAGACUGUAAUGCCAUUUUGGUAUAUAAAAAAGAAUUCACUACUACCAGGAACUAAUCGAUUAAUUGGAUUUAGCCAACAAUCGAGAAAGAGCCAUUAACUCAGGGAUGAUAAAUUGCAGUGUUCAUUGUAAGGGGACAGUUUCCUACAGGCAGAACUUUAGUUCAGAUUACAAAGCCGGCAACCGAUAACAAAAAUCUAAUUAGUCUCGAUGUCCGAACAGAGCUUUACCGUGAAAUUAUUUGCCAUUAUUAAUGGUAUGUCGGGGUAUGUAGGUACGACUGGUUGAUCAAUUGACGAAAAAGCCUUUAGAGCUCUGUCACAGCACAAUAUCACUGUUAAUAAUUUAGCGUUAUUUUCUUUCAAUAAAACUAUCUUCAACUGAAA